This is a messenger RNA of Colletotrichum truncatum, 984 nucleotides long. The record is from RefSeq and is a predicted model, not a curated record. NCBI's taxonomy places the organism in Eukaryota, Fungi, Ascomycota, Sordariomycetes, Glomerellales, Glomerellaceae.
AUGAGAAACGUCCUGUUUGCUGCCGCCGGUCUGGCCGCCGUCAGGUCCGUGUACGCAGACUAUGAUGCCACCAUCUGCGGAAGGGAAAACAAGUUCACAAGCGACGAUAACCAGUUCAUCUUCCAGUCAAACGCCUGGUCCGCAGUCGGCGACGGCUUCCAAUGCGUAUCGACCCCUUCCCCUCCCCCCGAUCACCCCGCUGAUGCCGGCUCACAGGUCGACCAGUCCGUCCCGGCGUUCGACGCGCCGUGGAACUGGGAGGAGAACCCGGAGAACGUCCACUCGUUCCCCCACGUCCGCUUCAACUCGACCAAGCUGCCCACGCGCCUCGACGCCAUCAAGUCGUUGCGCCUCGCGACCCAAUGGACCAUGAGGGCAGGUAACCCAGGCGACAGCCCGCCGCGGGACUUCUCGGCGAACGUCUGGUCGGAGAACAAAAAGAACCUCACGGGCACCGUCGCCAAUGCCGCGUGGGACUUCUUCGUCGACAAGAACAAGAGCCGCACGUACAACCCCGUCGACGCUGAGGCCGAGAUCAUGAUCUGGCUGGGCAAGGUCGGCAACCCGUACCCGCUCAUGGGCGACUCCAUCCUCACGAACAUCACGCUGGGUUCGACCGAGUUCUCCCUCUGGUACGACACCAACCAGCGCGAGCAAAAGGUCUUUACCUGGGUCACCCGCAACGGCGAGGACGUGAACGAGUUCGACGAGGACGUCACGCCGCUCUUCAACUACGUCCUCGAGUCCGGCGAAAUCGACAAGGAGUCCUGGCUCGGUCUCGUCGAGUUCGGGACGGAGACGUGGCACUCCAAGGGGAACGUCACCUUCAGCGCCGCGCACUUUAGCAUGGAACUCGACAACGGCGACAGCGGCAGCUCUGGCUCCGGCUCCGGCGACGGGGAAAAAGACGCGGCUGUCACGGUCAGAGCCUCUUUCCUGCUCGCGGCGCCCGUGGUGUUGAUGUUGCUGUCCGCCUUCUGGUAG